AUGACGACACAUGUUAACACCUCUACUAAAAUUCCACCUCAAGAAAUUACAGAACAUGCGCGCCGCUUUUUAACGCAGCACGAGAGAGAGACAGAGCGAGCGAGCGAGCGCGAAAUGGAGAUUGAGAGAGCACGGCUUCUAAGCUUGGCAUUGGAUUUUGGGUUCGACGAGGAGGUCGCAAAGCACUGCUUGGAUCGGCUCGUCGAUCUCUACGGAGAGGAUGGUAAGGAAUUUGUCACUGUUGAGCACUGUGGUGAUGAUUUUCUGGCUGCAUUGGCUGAUGCUGUGCAAGAAGAUUGGGAUGAUUUGCAAGCUAUUGAAUCUGAAGCUUUUGGAGCUUUACAUGACAUAUUGGGAGAAGGUGUUUCAAAUGAUAAGGAAACAGAGAAUGGGGUUGACUUGGGAGAUGUUGUGAUGGGUAAAGGAGAUUCAUCUGGACACCAGGGCCAAGAAGAGUUGGAUAAGUUGAAUAGCAGUGAUGACUCUGAUUUGGAAGUCUUGAGCCAGAAGAAUACAAGUCCUGAUCCUUCCUACAGCUUUCAUAAAAAUAAAAGUCAUAAAAUCUGUCAAAGUGUGGGUAAACGAACCUCAAGGUUACAAGAUUUUUCUCGACCAGCCCCAUCAUAUCCUGGUGCAGGGAUUUUUUCUGAUGCAUUUCAAAAUGGACAUGAAACUCUAUGUUAUGAGGAGCUGCAUGCUAUGGAUGAUAUUGAAUUGGCAAAUGCUGUAAUAUUUGGCAACAGAGCUUUUCGAUCUCUGCAGUAUCAAGCUUGUAAAGCAGCAAUUGAGAACAGAGACUGCUUUGUUCUUAUGCCCACUGGUGGGGGUAAAAGUUUAUGUUACCAGCUCCCCGCAACUCUACAUCCAGGUGUCACUGUUGUUGUAUGCCCUUUGCUGUCACUUAUUCAGGACCAGAUCAUUACACUGAAUAUUAAGUAUGGGAUACCUGCAACCUUUUUGAAUUCGCAACAGACUGCUUCACAGGCAUCAGCAGUCAUCCGAGAGUUGAGAAAAAAUAUGCCCUCAUGCAAACUCUUGUACAUCACUCCUGAAAGGAUAGCUGGGAACUUAUCAUUUCUGGAUAUCCUAAGAAGCUUAUACCAGAAGGGUCUGCUUGCAAGAUUUGUAAUUGAUGAAGCACAUUGUGUUAGUCAAUGGGGACAUGACUUUCGCCCAGACUACAGAGGACUAGGAUGCCUCAAGCAGAAAUUUCCUCGGGUUCCUGUUAUGGCAUUAACUGCAACUGCAACCAAGUCUGUGCAGAAGGACAUCUUGAAUACUUUAAGAAUUCCUAAUGCUUUAGUGCUUGAGACAAGCUUUGAUAGACCUAACUUGAAGUAUGAGGUUGUUGCUAAAAGCAAAGAUUCACUGAAGCAGCUAGGGCAAUUGUUAAAAGAUCAUUUCAGUAAUAUGUGUGGAAUUGUAUACUGUCUCUCAAAAAAUGAAUGUGUGGAUGUUGCCAAAUAUUUGAAUGAAAAGUGUAAGAUAAAAACAGUAUACUACCAUGCUGGUUUAGCAGCUCGUCAGAGAAUUGCUGUUCAAAAGAAAUGGCAUACUGGAGAAGUCCAUGUUGUCUGUGCAACCAUUGCAUUUGGAAUGGGGAUAGACAAAGCAGAUGUUCGUUUUGUUAUCCACAAUACGAUGUCAAAAUCAAUUGAAAGCUACUAUCAGGAAUCAGGGAGGGCAGGAAGAGAUAAUCUUCCAGCAGCAUGCAUUGCUCUGUACCAGAGAAAAGAUUUCAGUCGAGUUGUAUGCAUGUUACGGAGUGGACAAGGUUUUAAGAGCGAAAGCUUUAAGAAAGCCAUGGGUCAAGCAAAGAAAAUGCAAGAAUAUUGUGAACUGAAGACUGAAUGUCGGAGGCAAACACUUCUAGAGCAUUUUGGAGAGCUUUUCAACAGGCAUGGCUGCAUGUCUGGUCCCAGUCCCUGUGAUAACUGCUUAAAGAUGUCUGGAUGAAUCUAUCUACUCUGAUGAUUUGUAUGCAUUCAUCUUGAAAUAGUCCAAUUAAUUUCUAUA
Messenger RNA from Phoenix dactylifera (date palm), 2016 nucleotides. The record is from RefSeq and is a predicted model, not a curated record. Lineage: Eukaryota; Viridiplantae; Streptophyta; Magnoliopsida; Arecales; Arecaceae.